AUGACUUACACCGCAAAGACACGACCAGAAACGGCAAAAACCAAAAGAAUGAUGGAAAGAGCAGAGAUGAAAGUGCUACGCAGGAUAGCCAGAAAAACCCUACUGGACAGGGAAAGAAGUGAGAACAUCAGGAAAUGCAAAAUAUAUGACGUCAACGAAUGGGUUUUAUCAAGGAAGAAAGAAUGGAAUGAGCACAUAAGUCGUAUGGAUAACAACAGACUGGUCAAGAUAGCGCGCGAUAAAUCUCCAUUGGGCCGAAGGAGUACCGACCGACCCAGAAAAAGGUGGAGCAGGAUAGGAGGCAAGGCUUAG
Molecule: messenger RNA, 312 nt
Organism: Diorhabda carinulata
Lineage: Eukaryota; Metazoa; Arthropoda; Insecta; Coleoptera; Chrysomelidae
Exons: 1
Coding region: 1-312 (103 amino acids)
Source: RefSeq, a predicted model, not a curated record